Pocillopora meandrina is the source of this 1532-nucleotide messenger RNA. NCBI's taxonomy places the organism in Eukaryota, Metazoa, Cnidaria, Anthozoa, Scleractinia, Pocilloporidae. The record is from the annotation of a GenBank genome assembly.
GGAAAUGAUUGAGAAUUUGAAAUGUCCUUGCCCAGGUAGAAUAAAAAUGUAGUUUUCAAAUUCAUUCGCCGAAUCUUUACUUGCUUUAUAUUUUCAACUUUUAUAUCUAUUUCUAUAAAAAUCUGUGAAACCAAGGUUUUAAAAAUCCAAAAGAAGAGUUUAAAGUAUUGGGUAUCCCUUUUUUUUCUUUUCAAUCUAGAGCCGCCUCCAGAACCACCCGUGUCUUGCAAACACGGCUUUGAAGACGGGGCAAAGUAUAUCUUAGUGCUUAAGCUUAUACAGAAAACAAUGGAAAUAACAAAUAUUCACAUUUAUGCUAAUAAAAAAGUUUUUUUUUUUGUGGAUCAAGAGCGAACAAGGAUUACAUGCUUCAGGUGGACGAAAUCACGAAACUGCCUGUUUAUUGUAACAUGGAUGGCGCCGGUCUCGGCGACUGUGGAGGUGGAGGAUGGACGCUGGUCAUGAAGAUUAACGGCACAAAGGUAGUUUAAGAAAUCAAUUUCAUCCAGUGAUAACACUCACAUUGUCCUUGAACUGUCCUUGAAACUUUUCACGAUAACUUUUUCAUUAGUACAUGUUAGGUGCAAUGAUUAAGUUUCAUUCCAUGUCCGUUCUUGAUACGCAAUACAGUAAUUUAGCACCAUAUCAAAGUGUCUCUCUAGUAUGUAGCAACUAUCAAACCCGUAGCAUUGAUUUGGUUAUUAAGAUGGUGACAAUUGCAAAUAGGCCCAUCUUCUGUGCGAGCAAAAAAACUGGAGCAGCAACAUAAAUAUCUGUUACCGGAAUCAUUAACAAAAAUAUUUAUAGAAGCGUUCUCCCGCCAAAAAAAGUCUUAAGAAACUGUAAGCUGUCAGUCUACCAUCUCCGACGGAUAAAGAGAUGUGAUGACAUGAACAGUUAAAGAAAAGAUUUGAAUACAGAGAGUGAUACGUAUAAAUUAAAAAUAUCGUGAUGAACAUAUGACAAUAGUGACAUAAAAAAACACACUUAAAGUGUUGAAGUUAAUGUUUGUUCAAAAGGAUGAUGUUUUGUCCUGGGUGUGAGCAAUUAUCAAGAUCCUCUUACCUAUGACAAUAAUAAAUGUCUGCGUAUUUCAAAGGAUUGUUGGAAAAUACUGCUUAGCCGUCUGCAACGAAGCAGAUAGAAUAGGAUCAUUGUUGCUUAAUGUUGAAAGUGGGAAAGAUAAUCUCCAGUCUUAUAACAUUCAUCAGUUGGGUUACCUUGUGACAACUUUAUCAACAAAACUCUAAAAUUUUGAGUCGCGCAUUUCAUGAAGUGAUAGGGGAGACAUAAAAUUACUUUUUGUAACACCAUGAGGGCGACUUAAGAGUGCAACACGAUGCAAAAUUUAAGACCCUUUUAUAGAAUCGAUCCUCGCAGUUAUGAACACUUCUGAAUUAGUAGUUGAAAACAACAGGCCUGUAUGGGAUUUGAACCUAUGACCAGUGCAGCGCUCUUCCAACUGAGCUAGCAAGCUAACUGGGAGCUGGUCAUUGGAUCCAAAUAAACCUUCGAAGUGGUGAAAAAUGGCU